Messenger RNA from Colletotrichum orchidophilum, 657 nucleotides. RefSeq lists its product as uncharacterized. NCBI's taxonomy places the organism in Eukaryota, Fungi, Ascomycota, Sordariomycetes, Glomerellales, Glomerellaceae. The record is from RefSeq and is a predicted model, not a curated record. Bases 1 to 657 code for a protein of 218 amino acids. Gene Ontology annotation, biological process: regulation of DNA-templated transcription. Gene Ontology annotation, molecular function: zinc ion binding; sequence-specific DNA binding. The transcript has 2 exons.
AUGCCUUCCGGCCCCUCCAACGCAUCCGCUUCCACCCCGAGAUCCGGGUCGUCACCCACUGGCACGCAUGGUCCGACUGCGGCAAACAUCACUGAGUCGCAUAUCUUUGCCGGUAAUGAUGGCCAAGACGAUGCCGGCUCUCCUACUAGGGUCUCUUGGAAUCAUCUCCGCCAGGGCGAGAGUCACCAGCGCAUCCGCCAUGGCGCCCAGCAAUUGCUUCGCCUGACCGGCAAAUUUCCCACCCAUAGUACCGCAGGCGAGGAUGACGGCGAUGAAACCGCCAACGACCACGUUCUCCCCACCGAGGACAACCUGCGCGCCAUGUCACGGCUAUCGCACAGCAUCGCGCGCGAUAUACACGAGAUCAGGACCCUCCGGAAGGAAGACCCCAACGCAAACAAGCGAAAGUCGGGCGAGAGCUGCGAGCAACAGCUCGCUUCCAGAAGCCAUGCCGGGGACCGCGGUAGCCCCCCGGGACGCAGGAACCGCCGCAAGACGAUCGAUUUCUCGUGCCACAAGUGCCACCGCGUCGACACCCCGGAAUGGCGACCCGGCCCGGACGGCCCCAGCACGCUCUGUAACGUGUGUGGGCUAAUUUACGCCAAACGAGAGCGCAAGAAGCAGGAAUCGACGAUGCCCACCUUUGGAUCUCGCUAA